UCUUAUUCGAUAUAUACGUACGUUGGAUAUGUAUGUAUACCUGACUUUAGUCCGAAGUACAUUGCAUGUAUAAUGCAUCCAUAUACGUUACGUCAUCGCGUUGUGAGUGAUUGAAGUUAAUUUUUAUGAACUCUAUAAUUGUAGUACACCGUCCCGAAACUCGAUUCCGUAUCUCGUGUCUUCCCAUCGGUCGCAUUUAAGAUAGGAUAACGAGUACACUCGACCUCGAGGCUCGACGUCUCGACUCAUUCGAUCUCUUUCCUUCCCCUCCCUCCUCGCGCCGCUCUCUAUCCCCUCCGCUCCUCUGCGUCGCUGCCUGUUCUCCAUCUCUCUCCCGCUCCCUCUACCCCGAUCGCGAGAUUGUAAACAAUUCGAACCCUCGCGUGGAGAGGAAGGCUCGUCGGGAGAGUCGGGAAGGAUGCGACUGACGACGUGGGCCGACGGGAGAUACGCGCUCUGCCUGCUGAUCCUGCACAUAAGACUGACGAACUCGCGGACGUCCUGGCGACUGAACGCCGCCGACAGGGUCGUGAAGACGACCGACUUCGUGAGCGCGGUCGAGGACGAUCCGAUCUUCGACAUCCUCGCGGGCAGCGUGGUCACCAGCGGCAACGGCCAGGUCUGGAGCAGGACCGCGACGUCCGAGAAGCACGAGAAGGUGCAGAUUUAUUGUCAGGAGUGCAAGGGUUUCGCCAGCCAGGAGAGACGACUCUCGUCGUACGUGUUGAAGGAGGACACGCAGAACAUCAGCGAGUCCUUCCCACUGUCCUCCUCCUCGCAAGUGUCCUCGAACGAGCAAGCGACGUGCGCCACCGGUCAGCAAUGCGACAACAUAAUAUUGGACUGCGGCAAGCCGGUCAACUUCACUUACUACGACAAUCUGAUCGGCGUGGCUAACAGGAACAAGCAUCCGCUGGUACCGGAGCCCAAUGUGGCGCUUAUGUUCAAGAAGAACGGCGGCAAAACCGUCGACGUCGACAUUGACCUGCUGGAGAAACGCUUGAAAAAAGCGAAGCGAGAGAAACCGAAAUCUGUCCAGCUGUAUAAUCAGAUAGGAAAUUUCUGGCGUAUAAAGGGCGACGCGCAAAGAUCGAUCGAGUGCUUUCGCAGAGCGCUCGCUGUGUCACCACACAAUGCGGAAGUGCUCUUGAAUUUGGCCAGAGUAUUGCUGGUGCAACAUUAUUUAGAUGAUGCAACGUACUUAGCCAGGCGAUCCUUAGAGUUGCAACCACCAGAUCGCAAUGCGUGGGAGCAAUAUCUUACACUCGGACAAAUAUUCAAGGCAUAUGGACAUUUUCAAGAGGCAGCUGUACACCUGCGUCACGCGCUGGAAUUAAAACCGGAUCUCUCCGAUGCUGCCGAUGCAUUAAAAGAGGUCGAGUCACUGCCGCUCGCAAGUAUACACGUGUAUACGUUGCUGAUCAUCGUCGGUUUGGUGCUCGGCGUGCUCUUCGUAGUGCUAACCAGUGUAGAAUGUGACGAGGAUUCGACUCUAGUCAAUGGGCAGCUUCAGCGUCCGGUACAACGACAUUUCAGUCGUGCUAUGGCUAUGCGCAGCUUGCGGCUUAACGUUGCACGCAAUAAACGCUGUUGAUGAUGCUGAGGAUAAUCAUAAUGACUCAUUAUUGACAAAUCGGUCGUUCGUACAUAUGAUAGAAUAAAAUCAUUCUCAUGCCAUAAACGACGAUUAUCUCCCUGCAAAAAGUAUUAUUUAUAACAUGAUUCGCAAUAAUUCUUGGGAUGCAUUAACUGUUUAUUAUAUAUCUCCGGAGAAAAAUAUAUGAGGAAAUAUACAAGAA
Messenger RNA from Wasmannia auropunctata (little fire ant), 1799 nucleotides. Its product is annotated as tetratricopeptide repeat protein 17-like. Lineage: Eukaryota; Metazoa; Arthropoda; Insecta; Hymenoptera; Formicidae. Gene Ontology annotation, molecular function: protein binding. The transcript has 5 exons. The record is from RefSeq and is a predicted model, not a curated record. Gene Ontology annotation, biological process: actin filament polymerization. The coding region runs from base 419 to 1594 and encodes 391 amino acids. Gene Ontology annotation, cellular component: actin cytoskeleton; cytoplasm.